CUACCCUUAGCAAGUUAUAUAAGAACAUCAUUCUCCUUUCUCUCUUCGACAUCGACAUUCCUCUUCCUCGCUUCUCUCUCUCUCUCUCUCUCACCGGAAAACUCACUCGGACUUACAUUUCCGACGUCAAACUUCUCCAAACCGAAUCGGUAAUGGCGAAAGGAGGAAACAAACUGAUGAAGCUGAAAUCAGUUUUGAAGAAACUCAAUUCAUUCAACACCAAGCCUAACCAGCCACCAGCUCAAACCAAUCACAGCCGAUCCUCCGCCGUGAGUGCGUUCCCCUCUGAAGACCUUCAAACUGUCUACGUAGGCCGAACACGGAGGACAUACCACGUGAGCUCCGAUGUCGUGAGCCACCCGCUCUUCCAGCAGCUAGCGGCGGUGGAUGGUGGAUGCGGCAGCGAGGACGGUUCCAUCUCUGUGUCGUGCGAAGUUGUCUUGUUUGAGCAUUUGCUUUGGAUGUUGGAGAACGCCGACGCCGAUGAGUCACGCCCCGAGUCGGUCUACGAACUUGUCGAGUUCUACGCUUGUUAACUCUUUAUGAUUAAUUUAGGUUCAAAAUAUAUUUAUGAUUAAAUGUUACAUGUUUGUAUAUUCUACACUUUGUAUACUUUACACUUUACAUAGUAUUUCGUGAAAUAAUCUAUUUUCUGUUAAAUGAUACAACAACGAUAAAAUAAAUGUUUAAAUGUGUAAAU
Molecule: messenger RNA, 700 nt
Organism: Arabidopsis thaliana (thale cress)
Lineage: Eukaryota; Viridiplantae; Streptophyta; Magnoliopsida; Brassicales; Brassicaceae
Product: SAUR-like auxin-responsive protein family
Exons: 1
Coding region: 153-536 (127 amino acids)
Biological process (GO): response to auxin
Cellular component (GO): nucleus; plasma membrane; cytoplasm
Source: RefSeq, marked reviewed